This is a messenger RNA of Cetraspora pellucida, 1479 nucleotides long. NCBI's taxonomy places the organism in Eukaryota, Fungi, Glomeromycota, Glomeromycetes, Diversisporales, Gigasporaceae. The record is from the annotation of a GenBank genome assembly.
AUGAUUACUCUUCAAGAUAUUAAUAAAUUUAUUAACACCAUAGACUAUCUAGUCUUAUUCAUCUCAAUCGUCAUUAUCUAUAUCUUUAACUUUUAUUAUAAAUAUUUAACUCGUUCUAAUCCACUUCCUAGCCAACUACCUUUACCAUUCAUCGGAAAUCUUCAUAAUUUUUGGUUUGAUAUUCAACUAUUUUAUAAACAAUGUCAAAAGAAAUAUGGUGAUAUCAGUGAAGUGAUGCUUGAUCGCAGAUAUAUCAUUCUCUCACGUCCAGAAUAUAUUGAAAAGUUUUAUGAUCGUAAAUUAUUUUUCAUGAAACUCCCAUAUUCUCAAGGUUUAGAGGAAAUUGGAAUGUAUGGACAUGGAAUCGCAUUUAAUGAUAAUUAUGAAAGUUGGAAGCAAAAUAAGAAAUUCUUUACAGAUACAUUUGUGGCACAGAGAUUUAUGGAUAAUGUGGUGAAACUUACAAAUGAAUUAUAUGAAGAAUUAAGCAAUAAUGAUUAUUGGACAUUAGAAACUGAUUUUACUGCAUGGUUUCAUGGAUUUACAAAUGAUAUUGUUUCAAAGAUAAUCACUGGAGAACGCACGUAUUCAACUGCGUCCUAUUACAACACACAAAGUCUUAACAAAUCUGAAUACUCUGAUGCACUAGUCGAGGAUGUGAACAAAUUUGUCAAAUCAAACAUAAAAUAUCUUGAAUGUCUCACGUUCUUUGCAUUUUUUGACCCAUUCGUAAGGCAUUACAUUCCAAUAUUCAAAAACAAGUCAAGUGCUUACUUAAAGAAUCGUGAUUAUUUAUUUGAAAAAUUGGAUAACAUAAUUAAGAAGAGAAGAAAAGAGGUUGAAGAAAUGUCAGUAAAUAUAGAAAUGAGAAUUGAUAUGCUUACUUCCUUAAUCAUGGCAAACAUGAAUGUGAAAGCUUCAAAUAACGAAGUGUUAAAACCAAUGACUGAUGAAGAUAUCAGAGAAAUUGAUAAUAUUUUGCCUAAAUCUUCUGAGAAAUCUUAUAUAUCAUACAACGAUCUCCAAAAACUAAAAUACUGUGAAGCGAUAAUUAAAGAAGUUUCGCGUAUGAUACCAGUUGGUCCUGUUACAUUUCGCACUGUUACUGAAGAAAUCGAAAUUGCAGGAUAUAAAUGGCCUCCUGGAACACAUUUUAUUUUGAAUUUGGUAGCAGUACAUGGUCAUCCUGAAUUUUGGCCUGACCCAGAAAUUUUCAAUCCAGAUAGGUUUUAUAGUUCUGAUAAUGAUGAUCAAAAUGAUAAAAGAUUUGACAACAAAUCUGCCUUUAUGAUGUUUGGUGGAGGUAGUCGAAUAUGUCCUGGAAGAAAAUUGGCAAUGGUUGAGUUACUUUUAUUAAUGGCGUUAGUAUAUAAGAAUUAUAAUGUUGAAUUGGUAAAUGUGCAUGAACCUUUAAAAAUUCUUACUCGCAUUGGUUCGAAAUGUAAGAAGCUUAAAGUUAGGAUUAGUCCCCGAACUUGA